AAACCGACUUUUAGGAUGUUUGGGAGUGAAAGGAACAGACAGACUUUGGAAGGGAACUGACUCAGACCUGAAACUACAGAUAGAAUCUAAAGAUGAAAAUCCUCAUCGCUCUGGUUCUAUGCUCCUUGGCGGUCUAUGUGACUUCAGAUGCUGCCCUUGACUCCCAGCCUGCUGAAGAUGCCCUGGCUCUGGAGGAGGGAUUGUUUAUGGUGAAAGAUGAGGCCUCUGCUGUGGUUAGACAGAAGAGAGCUGCUGGACAUCUAUCCCUCACUCAGCUGGAGAGUCUGAGAGAAGUUUGCGAGUCCAAUGUGGCCUGUGAGCACAUGAUGGACACCAAUGGGAUCAUCGCCGCCUACAAUGCUUACUACGGACCAAUCCCCUAUUAGAAUCACCAUGGCAACAAUCUCACUGCUGAACAAAACUGUGUUUUAUGCUGAAAUCCUUUUAAAUCUGUUUUUAUUUCCCCAUGUGGCUGAACCUAAUGGUGCUAAAGGAGUGAUUGUGGACACGACCUGGAAAGAUUAACUUGUUCUCUGCCUGUAGAUUAGUGUGAUGAAAUAAAGACAAAUAAAAAAGAAAGAUUCUCUAAACUGAA
This is a messenger RNA of Cyprinodon tularosa, 595 nucleotides long. It is a transcript of the gene bglap, whose product is annotated as bone gamma-carboxyglutamate (gla) protein. Gene Ontology annotation, molecular function: calcium ion binding; structural constituent of bone; hydroxyapatite binding. Gene Ontology annotation, cellular component: extracellular region. The transcript is spliced from 4 exons. Lineage: Eukaryota; Metazoa; Chordata; Actinopteri; Cyprinodontiformes; Cyprinodontidae. Gene Ontology annotation, biological process: regulation of cellular response to insulin stimulus; bone development; osteoblast differentiation. The record is from RefSeq and is a predicted model, not a curated record. The coding region runs from base 93 to 386 and encodes 97 amino acids.